CUGAAAAGUUAGAGUUAAUCGAAAGGGAUCUAACUCUCUCUUUCUCUCUCCUACACCGUUGUCUGUACUUAAAAAUCUUGAUCUCUGCACAUCGUCAUCUCCCUUUCUCAGUUUUGUGAUCAUGCUCCUUCUUUAACUUCAACACUAAGAGACAGAUACCAAUUUGCAUGAACGAUAUAUCACUAUCACAAUACAUCAUCAUCAUCAUCAUCUUCAUCUUCUUCUACCAUGGCCUUUCCACCUUCUCACACCUUCACGUUUCACACGAACGAAGAAGAUCACCACCAUCUUCCUUCAACCUCUCUCAACGCCUUUUCCUCUUUGCCACCCCAACACUUUCAAGAAAAUUGGGUUUUUUUUCUUAAUGUUGCAGGGGGUGCACCACCAUUGAUGUUGAAGCGGUCCAUGUCGUUUUCAGGCAUUGAGAACAAGUGCGAUGAGGUGAACGGAGAUGAUGAGUUAUCCGACGACGGGAACUUUCAGUGUGGGGAGAAGAAAAAGAGGCUGAAUUUGGAACAGGUGAAGGCUCUUGAGAAGAGUUUUGAGUUGGGGAACAAGCUUGAGCCAGAAAGGAAAGUGCAGUUAGCCAAGGCUUUGGGGUUGCAACCAAGACAAAUUGCCAUAUGGUUUCAGAAUAGAAGGGCCAGAUGGAAAACCAAGCAAUUGGAGAAGGAAUACGAAGCACUCAAGAAACAGUUUGAGGCAGCUAAGGCUAAUAAUGAUGUUCUUAAGAGUCAGAAUCAGAAAUUACAGGCAGAGUUACAAGCAGUGAAAAGUAGGGGUUGGUGUGAAAAUGGAAUAAUCAGCCUUAAGAAAGAAACCGAGGGUUCAUGGAGCAAUGGAAGUGAUAACAGCUCAAACAUUAAUUUAGAACUCUCAAGAGGACCAAUUAUUAACAACGCUACAUCUUGUCAAGCACCCUUUCCCACUAGCAUCACUCAGAUCUUUCAAUAUUCGUCAAAACCAGACUUCCAUGAAGAUGACUUCUGCAACGUGAUUCACAACAUUGCUGAACAACAAAACUUUUGGCCCUGGCCAGGUCAACAGAACCACCAUUUCCAUUGACCUAUGAAUGAUUUGAGGCUCUAUCAUACAACAUUUUUCUUUCAGUUUCCUUUUUGCAUUAUUAUUUAUAUGCUGUAGAUUGGUGUAUAAAGUUUGAACAGAUUAAAUGUAUGUAGAGGCAUGAGGAGUCGGUGGACUUUAAGCAGUGCAAUUUCUUUCCCAUAGACAUUAUUGUUCCCAUACACAUUAUUGUAUUUGAAAAAUAUAAAAUAAUAUUUACGUUAGGCAGAGAAGUAAAAAAAAUAUUAAU
This is a messenger RNA of Vigna radiata var. radiata (mung bean), 1315 nucleotides long. Its product is annotated as homeobox-leucine zipper protein HAT7. Gene Ontology annotation, biological process: positive regulation of DNA-templated transcription. The record is from RefSeq and is a predicted model, not a curated record. The transcript is spliced from 3 exons. Bases 229 to 1065 code for a protein of 278 amino acids. Lineage: Eukaryota; Viridiplantae; Streptophyta; Magnoliopsida; Fabales; Fabaceae. Gene Ontology annotation, molecular function: DNA-binding transcription factor activity, RNA polymerase II-specific; sequence-specific DNA binding. Gene Ontology annotation, cellular component: nucleus.